Messenger RNA from Cephus cinctus (wheat stem sawfly), 2022 nucleotides. RefSeq names its product serine/threonine-protein phosphatase 4 catalytic subunit (gene Pp4-19C). Gene Ontology annotation, biological process: double-strand break repair via homologous recombination; peptidyl-serine dephosphorylation. The transcript has 6 exons. The record is from RefSeq and is a predicted model, not a curated record. Gene Ontology annotation, cellular component: nucleus; cytoplasm. Gene Ontology annotation, molecular function: protein serine/threonine phosphatase activity. NCBI's taxonomy places the organism in Eukaryota, Metazoa, Arthropoda, Insecta, Hymenoptera, Cephidae. The coding region runs from base 160 to 1083 and encodes 307 amino acids.
CGAUGCGAUGCUCCAAAUAUGUCGGAUGUUAAUGGCGACCGGCAGAAGCUUGUAGCGACGUGCGUUCUAAACACCUAAUUUUAGUGUAACGAAGUGUUUUUCGGGCCCUUUAAAACGUAUUCUUUUUAACUGUCCAAGCUAAAAGGUAUAGCUGCUGUCAUGUCCGAUUCCAGUGAUUUGGAUCGGCAGAUCGAACAAUUAAAGAAAUGUGAAAUUAUUAAGGAAGCAGAAGUAAAAGCCCUUUGUGCAAAGGCUCGUGAGAUUCUUAUCGAAGAGAGUAAUGUCCAGCGGGUUGAUUCUCCUGUUACAGUAUGUGGAGACAUUCAUGGUCAGUUUUAUGAUCUGAAAGAGUUAUUUAAAGUUGGUGGUGACGUCCCAGAGACGAAUUAUUUAUUCAUGGGAGAUUUCGUUGAUAGAGGAUUUUAUAGCGUUGAGACUUUCCUCCUUCUUCUUGCGCUUAAGGUUCGUUACCCUGACAGAAUUACCCUAAUACGAGGGAAUCACGAAUCACGACAAAUCACACAAGUUUACGGUUUCUAUGAUGAAUGUCUACGCAAAUAUGGUAGUAUCACGGUUUGGCGCUAUUGCACUGAGAUCUUUGAUUACUUAUCACUAUCGGCCAUUGUCGAUGGAAAAAUCUUUUGCGUUCAUGGAGGACUCUCGCCCAGCAUCCAAACGUUGGACCAAAUUAGGACUCUCGACAGGAAACAAGAAGUACCUCACGACGGCCCAAUGUGCGAUUUAUUGUGGUCUGACCCAGAAGACACCCAAGGAUGGGGCGUGUCACCCAGGGGUGCUGGGUACUUAUUUGGUAGUGAUGUUGUAGCACAAUUUAAUUCUGCAAAUGACAUCGAUAUGAUAUGUAGAGCACAUCAAUUGGUUAUGGAAGGUUACAAGUGGCAUUUCAAUGAAACUGUACUGACGGUUUGGUCGGCCCCCAAUUACUGUUACAGGUGCGGUAACGUAGCAGCCAUAUUAGAACUAAAUGAACAUCUGCAAAGGGACUUUACGAUAUUCGAAGCAGCGCCUCAGGAAAGUAGAGGUAUCCCCAGUAAAAAGCCACAAGCGGAUUACUUUCUGUAAGACUAAAUAAUCGGGUUCUGUUAAAUUUGACACUCAACUCCUCGACACGUAACUGAAAGCUUUCAUGAAAUCCGCUGAAGACUCCAGGUACUGGAGAGUAUCAUCUUACGAUUACUGCACAAUCUCAUUGUUUCAUAUCGUUUUAUACGGCCACUAGCUUUCGAUGGAAAGAAUGUAAAUUAUUUCGUAACCGAAUUAAUAUCUACUCAUUCCUCUAUAAUAUCGAUGAAAAUCAUUUUAUUGCAUCUUCAAUAAGCGGUAUAUUAAAAGUAAAGAAAUUUGCCGUCCCAGUCAUGAAGUCCCACAUCAACUUAAUAGAUAGUGCAUGGUAUGUUCCAUUUUUGAAAUAUAUUUGAACGCAAAAAGAUGGUACUUAGCCAUACUAAAAUAACUUGUGCUGGGAUUCACUAAUAUGUAAGACGCAUUAUUGAUAUAGUGAAUUAUUGAAAUAACGAAUAUCCUAAUGAUAAUUUGUACCUAAGAAAUUGACGUAUUGUAAAUUCAACUUCAAUACCAUUACAAUGUGUUUGUACGAAGGCAUUUGAGUAGGAAAACCAGGUUAUAUUUUAUUGAAAGAUCAAAUUCUGUCUUAUUUUUUUUUUUUGUUUAUUUCAUACAUAAUAGAUUUCCAUGUAAGUAUAACGCAAUGUUUACAGAAUCUUUUACCUUUCUAUUUGAAACUUGCAAGUGACGCAAUCAUCAUUGACUGCGUAGCAAAACUUCUAUUGAUCAUCGAUUUUAGAACAUCUAGCACGAAUAUACCAAAUCGAAUAUUAUCAAUUAACGACCAAUCAUCUAAUUAGUAUGCAAGAAAGGAAAAGAUUUUGCAGCUAAGAUCUCAUGAACGCACUUAGGAUCGGUCGACGUCCACUUUGAUCUUUGUCGCUUGCUAGCUGUAUAUUCUACGAAUCGCUUAAUAAAUCAUUAUAUUUCCAAAGA